Haliotis rubra (blacklip abalone) is the source of this 1414-nucleotide messenger RNA. Its product is annotated as complement C1q tumor necrosis factor-related protein 4-like. Bases 88 to 1359 code for a protein of 423 amino acids. Gene Ontology annotation, molecular function: protein binding. The transcript is spliced from 6 exons. The record is from RefSeq and is a predicted model, not a curated record. NCBI's taxonomy places the organism in Eukaryota, Metazoa, Mollusca, Gastropoda, Lepetellida, Haliotidae.
UCUCUCUUUAAAUGACGCUGCAUCAGUUGAUUUUCAACAGAUAGUCAGAUUCAUACCACUGACCAUAGUCCUCUGUCGUAUCCUGAGAUGAUGAUCCGGUACUUCAUCUGUGUUUUGGUGCUGGGGAUAUCAGCAUCGGCUACUAGUUGGUUCCAUUCCCCGUCCCCGUCCCAGGUUGCCUUUUCCGCUGGUCUCACGCAUAACGUUGCACUUGGUAAAGGAAGAACCCUUUGCUUCAACCACAUCUUCCUCAACAUUGGAAACGCCUACAACCUGAAAACGGGGACAUUCACUUGUCCUAGGAGCGGCGUGUACUCUUUCCAGCUGUCUGCCUUAACUCAAAAAGGCAAAGAAGCGUGGCUCGAACUCACCGUCAACGGCAAACUUAUAGUGAGUGCGUGGGGAAGAACUGGGUAUGCGACUGCUACGAACGCCGUUAUCGUUCGUGUGAGAAAGGGGGACAGGGUGCGGGUACAAGCAAGAAGGCACACGACGAGGUUGUUUGGAAGAGCUGACCAGGUAUACACAACCUUCUCCGGCUAUCUAAUCUCUGCUCGGUGUUCGUGGACAGAGUUCAUGGUGCAGGCGAGAGGUCCUCUGGUAUACUUCAGGGCAAUUCUGCCUAAGGACACUACUUACGGACAUCGCAGUACCAUCGUAUUUAGCCAAGUGGAGGCAAACAAUGGUUCAGGGUAUAACCCAUCAUCCGGGGUAUUCCAUGUUCCAAUUGCAGGUCUCUAUCUGAUGAAAUGCCAGCUUGAAACCACCAACCACGGUACUUCUGAGUUCUUCCUGGAGAAAGAAGGAUCAGACCAGUCAGUGCUGACCAUUCAACACCAUUACAGCUCCAAGACUAUGAGCGUUAUCAUACAUCUGAACGUGGGGGACCACGUUCUAGUAAGAAAGAGGUAUGACAUCAAAACGCUCCACUCAUCGGCUACUAGUUGGUUGCAUUCCCCGUCCCCGUCCCAGGUUGCCUUUUCCGCUGGUCUCACGCAUAACGUUGCACUUGGUAAAGGAAGAACCCUUUGCUUCAACCACAUCUUCCUCAACAUUGGAAACGCCUACAACCUGAAAACGGGGACAUUCACUUGUCCUAGGAGCGGCGUGUACUCUUUCCAGCUGUCUGCCUUAACUCAAAAAGGCAAAGAAGCGUGGCUCGAACUCACCGUCAACGGCAAACUUAUAGUGAGUGCGUGGGGAAGAACUGACUAUGCGACUGCUACGAACGCCGUUAUCGUUCGUGUGAGAAGGGGGGACAAGGUGCGGGUACAAGCAAGAAGGCACACGACGUAUCUGUAUGAAAGAGCUGACGCGGUAUACACAACCAUCUCCAGCUACCUAAUCUCUGCUCGGUAGUGAACUGAGGGUUGGAAAAUGUUAGUGACGUAAUUAAAAAAGAUCUUUCCCCGUA